CCCAGAUUUUUCAUAGGCUUAUUCUCUUUUCAGACAGUAUAUAGUAUAUAGUAGUUAGAAGGUUAUAAGCCUAUUACUAUAUUUUCCUUAUGUCUGAGCACAUCUAUUAGCUUUAUUUCAAUUAUUUGAAUUGCAAUUCUUGAAAAAUAUUGUUAGAGAGAGAGCGAGAAAGAGAGUGAGAGAAAAAGAGAGAGAGGGGGAUCAUUUGGAGACAUCCGUGCUUUGCUCACUUGGGUUUUGGGGAGUGAACCAAACAGCCAUGGUAAUAAAAGUCUUUAUAGCAUCCUCCUCUGGAUCGACAGCGAUUAAGAAGCAGCAGCAAGACAUCAUGGGUUUCCUAACUGUCAACAAGAUUGACUUUAAGGAGUGUGACAUCGUAACUAGUGAAGACAACAGGAAGUGGAUGAGGGAGAACGUACCUGAGGACUUCCGACCAAUGACGGGGGUCCCCCUGCCUCCACAGAUAUUUAAUGAAGAACAUUACUGUGGGAAUUACGAGGCCUUCUUUGAUGCCCGUGAGGAGCAUGCAGUGUAUGCAUUCUUGGGCCUAACAGCCCCUCCAGGCUCCAAGGAAGCAGAGGCCUUGGCUGGACUGGAGCAACAGUAGCCGUAUGGUUUUGAUUAGCAGACCACAGUGCCCUCUCCUGUCAUCCUCCAUUCAGCUCUACAGCAGCUUGCCACUGCUCGUCUGGAAAACGUCUUCUCAGACCAAUCAUAGCGCUUUAUUUUGUUGUGAAAGGUAAUCAGAAUGGUAUCAAAUUGACCAAAUGUUGUGUUUUUUGACAAUGUCUUUAAAGUGGUGACCUUGUACUGUUACAAUAGUUCAAGUCAAUGCUGGGCAGUAUCCCAUGUUCAAUAUCAUAUUGAAAUCAAGGUGGAAUGAUUGCCCAAAUACUAGGAAUUUAGUAGAUGAUAAAGACAUGCUUUGCACAUAUGAGAAUAUUUAAUUCAAUGAUAUAUUUUUCAUGUUUGAUAAUAAAAUAGUGUUACUUUA
Molecule: messenger RNA, 994 nt
Organism: Salvelinus namaycush (lake trout)
Lineage: Eukaryota; Metazoa; Chordata; Actinopteri; Salmoniformes; Salmonidae
Product: SH3 domain-binding glutamic acid-rich-like protein
Exons: 5
Coding region: 260-607 (115 amino acids)
Cellular component (GO): cytoplasm
Source: RefSeq, a predicted model, not a curated record